AUGAAGAUAAUGCUAGGCAAGUUACCGAGGCCAUGGAUAGUGGAUGAUGCAAAAGACGAUGGCUAUACGGCGCUACACUUGGCCGCAUUGAAUAACCACGCGGAGGUGGCUGAGCUGCUGGUGCGAGGAGGUGCACGACCCGAUCUACAGAACGCGAACCUGCAAACUGCGCUACACCUUGCCGUUGAGCGCCAACACACGCAGAUCGUUCGCUUACUCAUAGCGCACGGUGCUGACUUGAAUAUCUGCGAUAAGGACGGCGACACGGCACUGCACGAGGCUCUGCGGCACCACACGCUUCAGCAGCUGCGGCGGCUGCAGGACGCACGAGACGCGGCAGCGCUGGGUGCGCUCGCGCACGCGCAUGACAAGAAGUCCUCCGCCUCCAUCGCUUGCUUCCUUGCCGCACAUGGCGCGGAUCUCACACUGAAAAAUAAAAAGGGUCAAACUCCACUAGAUUUAUGUCCAGAUCCGAAUCUUCGUAAAACUUUAACCACAUGCCGUAAGGAAGGUUCUGGAAUGACAAGUGACGGUACGCCAGAGAGCGAAGUAAGCUCAGUAGGUAUAUCUAACAGCGGUGCAACCGCCUCCACUAGCACCGCUGCACCAGAAACGUCUAGCGGCGAAACAGUCCAAACUUCCGACCCGACGGCGGACGAGUGCCUCGUAUGUUCUGACGCAAAGCGAGACACCAUGUUUCGUCCCUGUGGACAUAUAUGUUGCUGCAAUGUUUGCGCUGCUAGGGUGAAGAAGUGCCUGGUGUGCCGCGCGUGCGUGAGCGGGCGGCAGCGCGUGGGCGAGUGCGUGGUGUGCUCGGAGGCGCCGGCCACCGUGGUGUUCCGGCCGUGCGGCGACGUGUGCGCCUGCGCCGCCUGCGCGCCGCUCAUGCGCAAGUGCGUGGAGUGCCGCACGCCGCUGCAGCCGCAGCCGCCGCAGCCGCCGCACCCGCCGCCGCCGCAGCACACGCAGCAGCCGCAACCGCAUCCACCGCUGCCUCACGCCAACCUCCACCUGGAGAAGGAGAGCAGCAGCAACCUGGCACAGGUGCAGGUGAACAAAGGUCAGCCCGCACCGACGCAGGCCGCGCCGCACCACAUGAACAACGGGCUGCGCUCGGCGCCCGCCGCUGCGCCCCCUGCCGGAACCCCCGCCGCACCCCCCGCAGCCGUCGCGUCCCUCACACCACUCGCAUCCCCCGCACCACUCGCACACUCCGCACCCCCUGCACCGCCCGCCGCCGACGUCCAGAAGCUGCAACAACAGCUACAGGACAUCAAGGAACAGACGAUGUGCCCAAUCUGUUUGGAUCGGCUGAAGAACAUGAUCUUCCUGUGCGGGCACGGCAUGUGCCAGAUGUGUGGCGACCGAAUUACGGUGUGUCCAAUAUGUCGCAAGCAGGUCGAGAAACGUAUUCUGCUUUACUGA
Parnassius mnemosyne (clouded apollo) is the source of this 1425-nucleotide messenger RNA. The record is from the annotation of a GenBank genome assembly. NCBI's taxonomy places the organism in Eukaryota, Metazoa, Arthropoda, Insecta, Lepidoptera, Papilionidae.